Molecule: messenger RNA, 2681 nt
Organism: Amaranthus tricolor (Joseph's coat)
Lineage: Eukaryota; Viridiplantae; Streptophyta; Magnoliopsida; Caryophyllales; Amaranthaceae
Product: scarecrow-like protein 30
Exons: 1
Coding region: 550-2583 (677 amino acids)
Biological process (GO): regulation of DNA-templated transcription
Cellular component (GO): nucleus
Molecular function (GO): sequence-specific DNA binding; DNA-binding transcription factor activity
Source: RefSeq, a predicted model, not a curated record
CAUAAGUUUUGUUCUUGAGGAGCAAGUAAAGAAAUGCUUUCAUUUUGUAAUUAAAGUUUUUCUCAUUUUGUCUUUAUUUGUUGGUCACUCAGAAUUCCACUACAACACAUUGACCAUAUUAAAACUAUUUUUUCUGUUGUUGAUUUCAUUUUUGCCUCUUUAAUUACCUUUUAAGCUCCUUCUAUGAAGGUUCUUACUACUCACUACAGUUGCGUUUCAUCCUGUUUUAAUAAGCUUGACUUGAUUCUAUAGCCAAAGCUACAAUCUUGGGUUCCUUCAUUUCUGAUUUUAUCUCAUUAUACAAAAAAGUUUCCUUCUUUCUGUCAAAUUUGUGUCAAUUUGUCUCUUAAUUGGUUGAUUUUUGAUUGGUUUUAGCAUUAGAAAGAUUGGUUCUUGUUGGGAAGUUAGGUAGAGUUGUUGUUCUCUGUAAAAUUUGUGUCAAUUUCCAAGUUAAUUGCUUGUUUUCUUGGUUAGAUUUUGGUAUAUAUUGUUGGGUUUUUGAGAAAUCAUAGCAAACAAGCAAAAAAAAAAAAAAUCUUGUUGGGAAUUAUGAAUUCUGUAUUUGUUGAUUCUGAUUUCAUUAACAAUAUCUUCAAAUUUAAUACUGAAUUUAUUUCAAACCUUCCAAAGAACUCACCUUUUGGAGAAUUCUUCCAAAACCCUGAUUUUGUUGAUCUUGAAAACCUUCCAUUUGAUGAAAAUGAGAGUAAAAUAAGUUCAGAACCCACAAAUUUGAUUGAUUUGGAUGCCCUUUCACUUGAACAAAAUGAGAGCAAUAACAGUUCAGAAGCUCCUGACUUUCCUGAUGAUUGCCUAAAGUUCAUUAGUGAUAUUCUUUUGGAAGAAAAUUUAGAUGAAAAUCCUGCUUCUGCACGAGAGUUUCAGGCUCUCCAAGCUACUGAGAAAUCAUUAUAUGAUGUUAUUGGGGAAUCAUACCCAUACCCAUACCCUUAUCCUCCAUCUGAUUCAACUCUGACUCAAAACCCUGAAAGCCCACAUGCCACUUCUUCUACUCAAAGUUUUAGUUCUUUAGACUCAAACUUGAGUUUUAACCAACCUGAAUUAGACCCUAUUGUUAAUGUGGAUGAUUUUGUUCAAUCCUUCUUAGAAUUGAAUCCCCAACCCUCUUUUGAGGAUGCUGAGAAUGGACUAGUUAGUGAUAUUGUUGUUACUAAGCUCUCAUCGAGUCCCCCAUCAAAGAAGGAGAAGUCGAUAAAGGGAUUAAGUAGGAAGAAAAGCCGGCAAAGGGAUGAGGGUGAUGAAGGGGGGAGAACUAGGAGGAAUAAGAUUCAAGCAUUUAGUAAUGAAGAGUUUGAUGAGAUGGAUCAAUAUGAUGAUGUAUUGCUUUGUAGUGAAUAUAAUGUGAAUUCGUGUUUUAGUCCUAAUAAAGAAGGUGAUCGGAGUAGAAAAUCUCGAGGGAAGAAGCAAAACAUUAAGGUAGAUGAAGUAGAUUUAAGGAGUGUAUUGAUUCAGUGUGCACAAGCUGUUAUGAUCUUUGAUCAAAGGACUGCAAAUGAGUUGCUUAAGCAAAUAAGGCUGCAUUCUUCACCAUAUGGUGAUAGCAUCCAACGGCUAGCUCAUCAUGUAGCGAAUGGUCUAGAGGCGCGUUUAGCUGGCACUGGCUCGACCGUGUCGACGAAUAUCUCUGAUAUGCAGAUCUCAUCAUCCGAUUUCUUGAAAGCUUACAAGCGUUACGUUUCAGCCAUUCCUUUCAAAAGAAUGAAUUUUUAUGUCGCCAACACUGCAAUAUAUAAGUUGGCUGAGAAAGCAACCAAAAUACAUAUCAUUGAUUUUGGGGUAUUCUUGGGUUUACAAUGGCCCUGUCUCAUUCAAAAGCUAUCGAAACGAACAAACGGAGGAGGUCCUCCGAAAGUUCGUAUUACUGGAAUAGACCUUCCUCAACAUGGGUUUAGGCCAUCGGAAAGGGUGAAUGCGACUGGGCGUCGGUUAGCUGGUUAUUGUGAGAAAUAUGGAGUGGAUUUUGAGUAUCAGGGAAUAGCUGAGAAAUGGGAAAAUAUAGAGCCAAAAGAUCUGAAGAUUGAGAGUGAUGAGAUGGUUAUUGUGAAUUGUAUGUGCAGGUCUGGAACUUUAGCUGAUGAGACAGUAGAUAGAAAUAGUCCAAGGGAUGCUUUCUUAGAGUUGAUAAGAAAGUUAAAUCCUGAUCUUUUCAUUCAUGGAAUUGUGAAUGGUACAUUUACAGCUCCAUUCUUCAUCAAUCGGUUCAAAGAGGCGGUGUUUCAUUAUUCGUCUAUCUUUGAGGUGUUCGAUGCAACAUUACCUCGGCACUUACACGAAAGAUUGCUGAUUGAGAGCGAGGUUUAUGGGAAAGAGCUUACAAAUGUGGUGGCAUGUGAGGGUGCUGAGAGAAUACAAAGGCCUGAAACAUACAAGCAGUGGCAGGUGAGAUCAGUAAGGGCAGGUUUAAGACAGGUUGCUCUAGACAGGGAAAUUGUGAGGAAAGCAAAGGGUAUGAUAAAGGCUAAUUACCAUAAAGAUUUUCUGGUUGAUGAAGAUAGACAUUGGAUGGUCCAAGGUUGGAAAGGAAGGAUCUUCUGUGCUCUCUCCUUUUGGCAACCCUCUUGAGUACUUAGUCAUACUGAUGUUUGUAAUGUCUUUUUCUUAAUGUAACAUAAUUUGGCCAUUAUUUCCUGGCUAAUCUAUUAGAAGUUAUUGUUCAACAA